UAUUUAGUGGGAAUAGUAAUAAACACCGCCGCGUCUCUCUCUUUCUUAGUCAUUGUGUUUUUCUGUCUUGGAAAGCUGUUUUUGUUGCAGAUAGAACCAAGCGUUUGAAGCAUCGGAGGUCAUCUGAUUUUUGUUUGUCACAGAAUGGAAGGAAGUUCAGUCAAUCGACCCAACCAAACUGUAUCAAGAGAUAAUGAGGCUGGCGUUGAAAUCCAAAAGAGUUCCAAACGCACGCGGAGUUUUGUUCUCAAACAAAUGUUGGAAGAGCUACGUGUUGUGAAAAAGGAAAGUAUGGAUGCGAUAGAAGAUAUCGAGGCCUAUCAGGUGAAAAAAGAACCAGUGGUCGAGGAAGAACAACAGUUUGGAUUGGCAGGAAAUGUUUUGGACCGUGAAGAGAUUCCAGGAGGGGGUAAGAAAAGCAAAGGGAAGCAACAGCCGGCAGUAACUUCUGGCGUGCAUGGAAGUAAAACCUAUCAUGCAGCUGUGUACCGUGCAUCAUUUCAACGAAGAGACAAAAGUAAUGCUGGGUCAGACAACCAAAAUGGGAAGGAUGUAGCCGUUGCAAUGAGCAACGAUGAGGGAAGAAUCCGGCGUGAAGGCAAAAGGAAAGGCUGUCAACCUGGAAUGGCUGUCACUGGCGAACGCCGAACCCGGCAAAAAAAGGACCUUGUAGCAACCAAAGAUGCCAGGAAUGGAGGUGCUGAAACCUGUUUGGAGAAGGUGAAAGGGAAGGCAAAACUUGUUGGAAACAGUGUGGAAAAGGCGUCCAUGAGGCAGAAUCAGAAAGCCAAAGACAAAGUUUCAGGCAGGAGUGUCAAUCGUGCAAAUUUUGGAAGUAGGAAAUCCACUCUCUCUUCUAUGGUUGUCAAAGAGCAGUUCUGGACCAGGGUUGUUGACAAUCCAGUUAAGCUGGCAAACAACGUUCUGCAUAUUCCAAGAUCAGUUGUUCGUGAAUGUAUCUCUGGCAAGAUUCCGAGAAUAACCUUGAUUGAUCGGAACAAUGCUGUUCCCUACUACUGCGAGAUGAUCAAGAGGGAAGAUACUGGGGACAGGUAUUUAUUGGGUGGAUGGUCGGACUUCUGUAAAGACAACAAACUUCAGAAGGGAGACACGUUGCGGUUCUGCAUUAGAUAUCCUCCAGUGGAUUCGAUCUCGGUGACCAUAGAGCGUGGAAAAGCAGAGUGAAAGAGUUGUGAACACGUAGGACGUGUUGUGUGUCGUAGAGAAAGUAUUAUCUAUGAAAGUCUGAUUAAAAAAAUUUCUGGACAUCUUUUGCAUUUUGGUAUUUAGCUUUGUUGGGCAUCCUCCUGCAAUUUGAAAUGGUGUUUAUUUUGUAGGUUUGACUUCAUUUAAUCUCAUGUUUUGUAACAAUUUCUGUCAAUGGCAGAUUAACAUAUUAAGUAUUUCAUGACUUGUUUGCAAUCAAA
Messenger RNA from Vicia villosa (hairy vetch), 1427 nucleotides. RefSeq lists its product as uncharacterized. Bases 145 to 1185 code for a protein of 346 amino acids. The transcript has 6 exons. Gene Ontology annotation, molecular function: DNA binding. The record is from RefSeq and is a predicted model, not a curated record. NCBI's taxonomy places the organism in Eukaryota, Viridiplantae, Streptophyta, Magnoliopsida, Fabales, Fabaceae.